AACCAUUCUAUGAUUCUAUGCUAUAUCUUGGUACCACCACGACCAGUGAGCUUUUUUAUGGUCCCCAUUUGAUUUCCAGUGGGGAUGCUACUGUGACAAAGGACGCUCAGCCCUGGCUCUCGGUACCUGAAGACUGAUGCUUUUCCCUCUGCUGGGUCCCUGAUGCCUCCCGGUUGAUGUGAGCUUCUCUGGGCACUUUGAGCAGCACUUUAGCCAGGGUGCUGCUGUCAUACAAGACUUGCUGUAAUGAUUUUACUGUGCUGGAUACCUGGGCUGCUUCCAGAAGCGGUGUUUAACGCUGGGAAGGGAAAACAUUUGGCCUCUGACCCAAGCGCCUGUUAACAAUGCCGCCGUCCAAGUUUCUGAGAUGCCAGGGCUAAAAACAGUCCGGGUGACUCAGUCUCUCGUUGGUGUUGUCAACUGAUCCCAGCUUUUAUUUGCCAAGUCCCUCCACAUUCUCCUUCUCCCUUUCAGGGCUGCGUGCUCACAGGGAAGGUGCCUCUGACCAGGGCUGCGGUGGCUCUGGCCAUCUACUUGCCCGACCCAUCUCCUGCCCGACCCAUCUCCUGCCUGCUGGGUUGCUCUCUGAGGUUGGAAAUAGGGCCAUCCCACAAUUUCUCACCACUUCAUCCUCAUCCCAGAGGGGUGUAGGCUGAAUGGAACAUCUGGAGCCUCUGGUUCAGUCACAGGCAUGACCAACAUUGGUGUUAGAUUGGGGUCUCCAAGGAUAGAAGUUGCUCUGCUGGCUUUCUUAGAGUUGUUGAGGCUGGAAAAGAUCUCUUAAGAUCAAGUCCAACCAUCAACACAACACCAACGUGUCCACAAGGGUGUUUGUCUACCCUUCUGGUGAGGAAUCCCAUCCUAAUUCCCUGGGUUGACCCUGUUCCCCUGCCCCUUUCUGGGGCUGUCAAUCACUGUGCUUCUCCGCUCGCUGAUGAAGAUGAAGGACACCGUCCUUCCUCCCGCUAGGUGCUGGCGUUAUCUGACUCUGACACCACGGGUAUGUUGGCAUGGCAUAAAUCACUCCUGUGGUGGCCUUGCCAAGUCAGGGCAAGCACCCCAAGGGAGAGGCUGUGGUCCCAGCUGCGCGGGAGCUGAUGGGUGCCAGCCACGUUGCUGGCGGGGUGGCACAGCAGCGGCUCGGCAGGCUUCCCUGGCGGGGAUCUUGAUCCAUUUGGGGUGCACGGGGAGGUGCCACGGUGCCCUCGUGGGACGGUGGCACACCCAGCAAUGGGUGCAAAGGGGAUAUGAUGCAAAGCGGCUUUGCACAACGGGGGCGUGGGGGUUCCCCGGCACCUUGCCAGCUGUGUGGGAUGUCACGCAGGCGUCCUUGUCAUCCCCCGGCUUUGCCAUUGCCAUCCUGGCUGGUGCCAGCCAACACUGGCAUCGCUGUCCUGGUGAGGAUGAGCUGUGGGUGCUGGAGGGAGCAGUGUGUGAGGCCGGAUCCGGCCACCUAAUGCUGGUGCUUGCUCUGCACCCACUCCAAGCACACGGAGUAUGAGGGAUCCUUGCGUGCCAUGUCUCCUGGAGGGACAAGGGACACCUUUUAUCCCUCUGCGGAUUUGCAGGCUGGGAUGUCACCGCAGCAGCACUGCAGUCACUCUGCCAGAAGCUCUGGACCAGCCGGGUGGCCCGGAAGGGACGCGAUGGGGCAGACCCAGCCGGGGCUCAAGCACCGCAGAGAGCCCGGCUGAGAUGGCAGCAUCUAUUUUUGCCACGCUUUUUCUCAGCUUGAUUGCUAACUCCUGUGUUGCAGUGCGCAAAACAAGCAGGUUUGGAGGUUUUUUGCAACUUCCCUCCCUCUACACUCUGCGUGGCUGCUGUGGUGUUAAAAGCAGGGUGCUGAAAAUGAGGAAACGCGGGGCUGGCGCAGGAGCCGAGCUGGCCUUGGCAAGGAGCACCGAGGAGCUGUGACCUGCUGGCCCCAGUGCCCGGAGUCCCCCCUGGUCCUGACAUCCUGCAUCCAGGUUUCCCCUCCGUGCUCAGUGGGUGCUCACGUUCUGGUCCCCCGGUGCACCAUGGCGUCCCGCAUCGGCCUGCGGAUGGAGCUGAUGAAGCAGCAAGCGCAGCAGGAGGCGGAGAGGGAGCGCAUGCAGCAGCAGAUGAUGAUGAACUACAUGCAACAGCAGCGGAUGCCGGUGGCCUCCACCCCGGCCAUCAACACCCCUGUUCACUACCAGUCUCCACCACCUGUGCCUGGAGAGGUCCUCAAGGUCCAGUCCUACCUGGAGAACCCCACCACGUACCACCUGCAGAAAUCACGGGACAAGAAGGUUCAAGCUUAUCUCUCCGAAACCUAUGGGAACAAGUUUGCUGCCCACGUCAGCCCCGUCAGCCAUUCUCCCAAACCACCCCCUGCUGCGUCGCCUGGCGUCCGACCCAGCCAUGUCAUGUCCUCCUCGGCGGGCAACAGCGCACCCAACAGCCCCAUGGCCAUGCUCAACAUCGGCUCCAACCCUGAGCGGGAGUUUGAUGAGGUGAUCGAUGACAUCAUGCGCCUGGAUGAUGUCUUGGGCUAUAUGAAUCCUGAAGUCCACAUGCCCAACACACUGCCGAUGUCCAGCAGUCACAUGAAUGUCUAUAGCGGGGACCCCCAGGUGACAGCUUCUCUUGUAGGUGUCACCAGCAGCUCUUGCCCCGCCGACCUCACCCAAAAGAGAGAGCUGACAGAUGCUGAGAGCAGAGCCCUGGCAAAAGAGCGCCAGAAGAAAGACAAUCACAACCUGAUCGAGAGACGGCGAAGGUUUAACAUCAAUGACCGCAUCAAAGAGUUGGGGAUGCUGAUUCCCAAGGCCAAUGACCUAGAUGUGCGCUGGAACAAAGGAACGAUCCUGAAGGCGUCUGUGGACUACAUCAAGAGGAUGCAGAAGGACUUGCAGAGGUCACGAGACCUGGAGAAUCAUUCGCGCCGUUUGGAGAUGACAAAUAAGCAGCUACUGCUGCGCAUUCAGGAGCUGGAGAUGCAGGCACGCGUCCACGGGCUGCCCACUUCCUCGCCCUCGGGCGUCAAUGUGGCCGAGCUGGCUCAACAAGUGGUCAAACAAGAAGCCGUCGGGGACGAGGGGACGCUGGAGCCGCUGCUGCCACCCCCAGACCCCGAAUCUCAGGCGCAGCCAGCACUGCCUCCACCACCCCAGUCUCCCUACCACCAGCUGGACUUUACCCACAGCCUGAGCUUUGAUGAUGGCUCCCAGGGUUUUCCAGACAGCCUGGAGCCCUGCCACAGCGCUUCCUUCCCAUCCCUAUCCAAGAAGGAGCUGGACUUGAUGCUGAUGCAGGACACCAUGCUGCCCCUGGCCUCUGAUCCCUUAUUCUCGGCCAUGUCCCCGGAAGCUUCCAAGGCCAGCAGUCGCCGAAGCAGCUUCAGCAUGGAAGAUGCAGACAUGCUGUGACGAGGAAGCUGCUCCAACACUGGGAGCGAGGACUGGACCUUCAAGUUUGGUUAGUGAAGUUACAGGGCGCUCUUCUUGCUGGAAGAGCCCGUCCUGCCGUGCACUUGAAUCUACGUAGGAGUUCCUUUUCUCUAUGCAACGGGAGUCUCGGAUCAAGGCUCGCUGGGUACCGCUGUGUCUUUUGCAAGCUUUUCUUUGCCAGGAGCUGGAGCGAACCUUCUUGGCUUGCCAUGGCGUUGACCUGACUGCAGAUUCCCUAUCCUGGGAGCGUGAUCUCGGCCGCUUUGCCUUUCAGCAAAACCCUAAUGGAUUGAAGCCCUUCCCCAGGGUGAUAGCUCGGAGCUGGAGCGGGCAGGAGCCUUCAAUUCCGGGGAGGAGAGGGAUGAUGCUCAAAGAGCUUUUUGUCAGGCUUGUUGCCUCCUUGCUGCCCUGCUCCGGGAACCCAUGUCCCCAGUGAGUCUUCCCCAGCAGUGGCCUCCAAGUCCUGUGGAUGCUUCAUGAUGCCAAGUCCUUCACGGUUCCUCCUUCCUCGGUGCACCCGUUGCCUCUCUGUGUUGCAGGGCAGGAGGGAGAAGAGGUGCUUUACUUGGAGCAAGUUAAUUAAUGGGGCACAGGGGCUGUUGUCUGAGUGAGUUGGGUCUGAGGCUACAAAUUCGAGUCAACAUUGAGUACUUCCAAAACAGCCAGGACAGGGUGUUUGAUGCUCGGUCAGCCCCCUGCUGUGAUCCGCACCUCAGAGUUUGGCAGCACCCACCACCCCAAAACCUCCCUAGCCUCUGGACAAGGGCUGCGUGGUGCCAAGUGACCUUCAGCCUCCCUCAAGACAUCCCCACAGAAGUGCUUCUGCCCCGUAACGCCAAGCCCCAGCUCUUUGGGUGGAAGGACAAAGGGAGUUUUACACCUUUUUUGGGGGAUACUUGUUGAAAGCAGAUGUCCUGCCCCACAAGCUGGGCAUGAAGGUCCAGGCUUUGGCUGGGGACCAGGAGCUGGUUUAUCCUGAUGCCAAACCUGAGCUGCCACUCUGCUUUUGGCUCUUGGGAGUUUCUUUUCCCAUUGUCACCAGCUCAUUCCCCAGCCAGGAUAGCUCGGUGACAGGGAGCUGCUUUGAGCUUUGCAUCAUCUUCUGCCUCCUUUGCCCCACUGGUGGCAGGGAAGGAGCUGAGCAGGGGAAGGGGAUGCUGUUCACAGGGAGAAUACUGCACAAAUUUGUUGUAAAGCCCAAAAGGGAGCAUGGGGAAGGCUGGGGAGAGGAGAUCUCUGUGAUUCUGCACUAUCUCCUGGGCCGUGGGAGCUGUGGCUGCCUGGCUGGAGCCCGUUCGGAGAUGGGGGCCACUGGGUGCACCCCAUCCUGGACCAAGGAUGGGAAAUGUUGUGGGGCAGGGACUGCAAGGGGCAAGCGCAGCUGGCCCUACUGCCAAGGAAGGAUGAGCUUGCUCUAUUGUUGCUGCUUUUGGGAUUGUGAGAUGGGGGACAGCUCCGGUGCCCCCUUGGAGAGAUGCCUGUUAGAUGUGAGGGUGUGGGGAAGUGCAGAAGGUGGGGAGGAGAUCAGGAAAGGAAGAAAGAGGGAGGACACGUUGGAGGUGUCCUGGAGAGCUGGGGCAGGGCAGGGUCUGGCUGUGGCCCCACAGGGAUGCAGGGAAGAGAGUGGAGGGGUUGGGGACAAGGGGCACUGGGCUUUGCCCUGGCAGGUUGGGGCUGUUUCACCCCACAUGUUCAUGAGAGGCUUUGGCAUCCUUUAUGCGCUGCUGUUAGUGCCUGUAAAGAGAAUAAUCCCCCUGGCAGACCGGCAGAACCCCUUGUGCUGCAUUGAGCACCUAUAGAUGUGAUGGAUCUGUGCACAUCAGAGGGUCUGCAUGGGUGCUUUAGGGUGGGCAUAGGACAUCCCUGGCCGCUUGGAAGUAUUGUGGCUAUAGGAUUAUCGUGCUGGGCACUUGCUGGUUCCACACAACAUGUGCGGCUGGUUGGGGUACGUGCCUGCUCUGCACCCCACUCUGGGCACCAGAGGGUAGAGGACCUUCCACUGCUCAGCACAAGAUGUGGCAUCUCCUCCGGCUGUGAGUAAACAGUUGUGGAUUAUUAUUUUUUUUUAACCUUUUGGGGGUUUUGUUUGUUUUCU
Molecule: messenger RNA, 5508 nt
Organism: Cuculus canorus (common cuckoo)
Lineage: Eukaryota; Metazoa; Chordata; Aves; Cuculiformes; Cuculidae
Gene: TFEB
Product: transcription factor EB
Exons: 9
Coding region: 2019-3392 (457 amino acids)
Biological process (GO): positive regulation of DNA-templated transcription; regulation of transcription by RNA polymerase II; humoral immune response
Cellular component (GO): nucleus
Molecular function (GO): protein dimerization activity; DNA-binding transcription factor activity, RNA polymerase II-specific; RNA polymerase II cis-regulatory region sequence-specific DNA binding
Source: RefSeq, a predicted model, not a curated record